Cladocopium goreaui is the source of this 915-nucleotide messenger RNA. The record is from the annotation of a GenBank genome assembly. Lineage: Eukaryota; Dinophyceae; Suessiales; Symbiodiniaceae.
AUGGAUCAGUACCUGCCAGCAGCCCCUUUUCGCCAUUUGCCGCGAUUUUCCUGCGAUGUACUGCCGAAGUUGUUCGCAGCGGUGGAGGCAUUUUGCAGGGCGCUUUGGUCAGGAUACACAAGUCCUGGAACUCACUCCCCCGAACAAGCAGCCACGGCAGAGCAGAACCUUCCCAGUUAUGACCUAAGGGAAGAUCAGAGGUAUUAUGACAUCUUGGAGGUGACGCCAAAGGCCAAGAAAGAAGACAUCAAAGAAGCGUACAGACGCUUGGCAAAGAAGUACCACCCAGAUCGCAACGUGGAUGAUCCGGAGGCGGAAACGCGCUUCAAAGAGGUUCAGGAAGCUCAUGCUACGUUGAGUGAUUCCUGGAAGAAAGCGCUCUACGACCAGGACCUGCAGUUCAGCAAGUUCGGGACCAACAUGAGCCAACAGGUGGAUCGCGAGCAGUGGACACAACACUGGGAGAAGGAGACGCCCGAGGAACGGCAAGCGCGAAAGGAGCGCUACGAGCGCUAUGCCAAGGGCGAGCGAAACGACCUGCCGAGGGACCAUUUGUAUACCAACUUGUGGCCUCUGACGGUGGCCUUGGUUCUUGGCGGCACCUUCUACCUCUGCGUCAAGGCGCCUGAAUGGUUUGACUCGGACCCACAUUACUGCGAUCCCAUGCACAAUGACAAAAGCGUGCCAUUGGUGAGAGCUUUCCAUGAUCCAGUGCGAGAUCGAUGGGAGCGACUUCCAGAGGGCCGAGAAGCGCCCACGCCGCGGCAGUUGUACGCUUACUAUCAGAAGGUGAAACCUGAGUUGUUGGAAGAUGUCGAUAUCCGCUUCUUACCCAAGGUCAAUCUGACGGUCCUUAAUGUGCCAAAGACGAACGCGGCAAAGCCGACGUUUCCGUUUGGUAUCAUGGCUGGAUGA